AUGGGAACAGUCACAGGGGAACUGGCUACUAUGGACGUCAAACAAGGUAACUUUACGUAUUAAUUAAUAAAUAUUUAGACAAAAAAAUGGCAGUAAUUGCAAAAGUUUUUGUUUCGUCACCGCAAUUGUUAAAAAUAGAUGAAACAAUAAAUACAUGCGUGAAAUAUACACAAAAUUCAAAGAUGCACAAGAAUUACAUUUUUAAAUAUAAUUUGAAUUACCAGUUAGCUUGGAACCUUUACUUAAUGAAAAUUGUGGGUAUCUGGCCGGAAGAAAGGAAAUGGAACCGACCUUCGAGUUAUGUUGUUUUCUUACCAUUCCUCACAAUGCUCUGCUUUCUGUGGGGUCCACAAACUAUUAAUCUACCGCUUAUCGCUCAUGACCUGAAUUUGGUGGUCGAGAAUUUAUCACUGGGUAACAUGACUGUCACGAUUGCACUCACGAAGGCUAUAAUAUUUUGGAUGAAAGGCGAAUGUGAGACAUUGAAGUCUCUGCUGAGGUGCAUAGCCAAGGAUUGGGCCACGGUGGAAACGAAAGCCGGACGAGAACGGAUGGUGAACACCGCGAGGAUAAGUAGGAAGAUCACGAUAAGCUCCGCAAUACUCUGCAAUUUCGUAAUCGUCGCUUACAUGUUGCUACGACUUUUUUCCUUGAAACACAGCGACAAUAAAUUGUUCUUCCGCGGCUAUUUCCCCUACGACGUAAACAUCAGUCCAAACUACGAAUUGACGAUGAUCGGUCAAGGAAUAGCUAUGACAUGUUCAACUAUCUUCUAUUCAACU
Heterotrigona itama is the source of this 782-nucleotide messenger RNA. The record is from the annotation of a GenBank genome assembly. Lineage: Eukaryota; Metazoa; Arthropoda; Insecta; Hymenoptera; Apidae.